AUGCUUCAGUGGUAUGAUCCUCGGGUUUCCGGCCUCGUGCCGAAGGACCAAAUUGGGAGGACCCUCUCCGAAGGACAGGCGAAGGACUUGAUGUGGACCCCAGAUGUCAUCGUGACAAACACCGAACUUCAAGGCAGAAGUGUCAUAUCUACCAGUUUCCAUAUAUCUGUGGAUGGCAUGGUCAACAAAACUCAACGGCUUCUGGUGAAGAUCAAGGAAAACUUUGAUGGCAAGGAGUUUCCGUACGAUCAGCAGGCGCUGCACGUGCUCUUGGCUUCAGCCUCUUACAUGACAGAUGAUGUGCAACUCGUGCCAAUGGUCACUGCCAACCUCUCCGACAUCGGGGCAAGCUCGUUUGACAAGUCUGAUUGGACAUUUCUAUUUCACGAUCUGAAGGUGUUCGAGGAGAGUGUGGGAUCUUUGAAAAAAAGCCGGGCCCAAUUUGUGAUGCAUGUGCUUCGAGAUGCAUCACCCUACAUGAGUAGCACUAUUUUCCCAGAGAUCAUGAUCGUGGUGCUGUCCUUCACAGUCUUCCUCUUUCCCGUGAACCCGGGCUUUGCGAUGCCUCGAGUUUCUUCCGCAGUUAUCGCUUUCUUAUCAAUGCUGACAAUAAGCACAAGGACAUCUGCCAUGCUUCCAGAAGUCCGUCGAGGCCUGGUGUGGAUGGAACUGUUUGAAGUAGUUUGCAAGAUGCUACUCUUCAUUGUGAUCAUGCUCAACAUCCUGGUGGAGACAGUAUUUCACUCAUGGCAACAACCAGAGCUUGCCAAGCAGUUGGUCUUUGAGCUGCGGUUGGCCUUUCCAGUGGUUGCCGGACUUUCACUGGCAGCAUGUUCCGUAGCCACUGGCAAGCACCUGGAGCUCUUCUGCGACGCUGUGCGCUCUGCCCUUCUUUUGGUAACGGCAAUCUUCAUCCUGUCCGUCUUUCGCCGAAGCCGGAACUACGCUUCAAUGCAGAAGUGACGAUGUCGCGGUUCUUGUUUGUCUACCUCAUACACCACUGUGUUUACUCCAUAUGUCGGAGCGGUUCGAGCAAACUCGUGAUGCACUCAUACGGAUUUAUGUUAUGCUUUGCGG
Molecule: messenger RNA, 1077 nt
Organism: Cladocopium goreaui
Lineage: Eukaryota; Dinophyceae; Suessiales; Symbiodiniaceae
Source: the annotation of a GenBank genome assembly